AUGUCUCCCGAAUCGCAUCUAAAGGCUGCCCCGCCACACGCGGGCUUCCAGAGCACCUAUAGCGAAUCGAGCUAUUAUUCACAGCACCGCCCGGAAACUCUCCAGGGACAGCAACAUUCUCGACGACCCACAAUGGAGAGCUUAGAUGCCGCCAAACAGGAUCCGUAUCACUAUCGGGACGAACACAGUUUCCUACCCAAGCAAAACGUCUAUACUCGCAACGACAUGGCCCCGACUUCUCCGCGCAGUCCUACGGGCAAUCCAGACUUUUCUAGUCCACAGCCUGCAAACUCGAGCGUUCACCAGUCGCCACGAUCCACGUCCGCCCAAGCAAUAACACGCCCAUACGUGAUUGGGUCCCAUCCAUUUGCCUCGCCGGGCCGGUCUACAUCCCAAAGCCGACCGUCCAUCGAGCACAAUGGUAAUUAUACCGUCGCCACUGCCCCACCGUCUGCGAGUGACCGGGCGCACGACGGCAGUCUAGGGCUCAGCGGCCACAAUACGUUUGCGGGCGCCGGCACGCGACCAGGUUACAACGCGUAUGGGCUCGAGUCUCGACAAGCCAUCACGAGCCUCAAUACCGUCCGCCUCGAGAGUAUUCGGAGUGCCGCACGAAAGGCGAGCAUUGACCAGACGGCCGUGUCAGCGGCGACGGAAUUUGCCAUGGGCGGUCCGACGGCUGUCGGGGUCGUUCGCGGAAUAACUCGACAUCGAGUUCGCAUCGUGCUGGUGGCUAUUCGUAUGCCGGAGGAACGAGUUCUCUACGGUGGCGGUGGGGCUCGGUCCGGUCUGGAAAGGAUGGCUCCAGGAAAAGUAUACAAAGGAGGAACGAGCAAGGAGAUGGCAGCGAUGAACAGCCUUAUUGCUGCACUAGACGAGAGCGGAAAAGGAGCGUAA
Molecule: messenger RNA, 897 nt
Organism: Serendipita indica DSM 11827
Lineage: Eukaryota; Fungi; Basidiomycota; Agaricomycetes; Sebacinales; Serendipitaceae
Source: the annotation of a GenBank genome assembly